Molecule: messenger RNA, 4846 nt
Organism: Otolemur garnettii (small-eared galago)
Lineage: Eukaryota; Metazoa; Chordata; Mammalia; Primates; Galagidae
Gene: SLIT1
Product: slit guidance ligand 1
Exons: 37
Coding region: 242-4846 (1534 amino acids)
Biological process (GO): negative chemotaxis; axon guidance
Molecular function (GO): heparin binding; Roundabout binding; calcium ion binding
Source: RefSeq, a predicted model, not a curated record
CGCAGGCAGCGAAACAGGAGAGGAGCCGAGCGCCCUCCACCCAAGGCGCCCUCCCUCCGUCCGCGCACAGGCGCCGUCGCUUGGCGGAGCAAGGUGCCUCCCAGCCCGCAAGGGCGCAGUGCACCAGUCCGUAGGCUCUUUUAGUGGCUUUGCCCGGGGACGGCACCUGGAGGCGGCCCCGGACGGGGAUGGUCAGGGGCUGCCGUCGUCUGGCUCUCAAGCGGGACGCGGUGAGGGCACCAUGGCGUUGAUGGCCAGGUGGGGGUCCUCAGCUGGGCUGGUCCGGCCGGAGCUCUGGCUACUGCUGUGGGCAGCCGCGUGGCGCCUGGGUGCCACGGGGUGCCCCGCCCUCUGCACCUGCACGGGCACCACGGUGGACUGCCACGGCACCGGGCUGCAGGCCAUCCCCAAGAACAUCCCACGGAACACCGAGCGGCUGGAGCUCAAUGGCAACAACAUCUCCCGGAUCCAUAAGAAUGACUUUGCGGGGCUGAAGCAGCUGCGAGUGCUGCAGCUGAUGGAGAAUCAGAUUGGAGCAGUGGAACGAGGGGCCUUCGAUGACAUGAAGGAACUGGAGCGACUGCGACUGAACCGGAACCAGCUGCAUGUGUUACCAGAACUGCUGUUCCAGAAUAACCAGGCUCUGUCGAGACUGGACCUGAGCGAGAAUGCCAUCCAGGCCAUCCCCAGGAAAGCUUUUCGUGGAGCUACAGACCUCAAAAAUCUACAGCUGGACAAGAACCAGAUCAGCUGCAUCGAGGAAGGGGCCUUCCGGGCUCUGCGGGGGCUGGAGGUGCUGACCCUGAACAACAACAACAUCACCACCAUUCCUGUGUCCAGCUUCAACCACAUGCCCAAGCUCCGGACCUUCCGCUUGCACUCCAACCACCUGUUCUGUGACUGCCACCUGGCCUGGCUCUCGCAGUGGCUGAGGCAGCGGCCAACCAUCGGGCUCUUCACCCAGUGCUCUGGCCCCGCCAGCCUGCGUGGCCUCAACGUGGCCGAGGUCCAGAAGAGCGAGUUCAGCUGCUCAGGCCAGGGGGAGGCAGGGCGCAUGCCCACCUGUACCCUCUCCUCUGGCUCCUGCCCGGCCAUGUGUACCUGCAGCAACGGCAUUGUGGACUGUCGUGGCAAAGGCCUCACUGCCAUCCCUGCCAACCUGCCUGAGACCAUGACGGAGAUCCGCCUGGAGCUCAAUGGUAUCAAGUCCAUCCCCCCGGGAGCCUUCUCUCCCUACAGAAAGCUGCGGAGGAUAGACCUGAGCAACAACCAGAUUGCAGAGAUCGCUCCUGACGCCUUCCAGGGCCUCCGCUCCCUGAACUCACUGGUUCUCUAUGGGAACAAGAUCACAGACCUCCCCCGAGGUGUGUUUGGAGGCCUGUACACCCUACAGCUCCUCCUCCUGAAUGCCAACAAGAUCAACUGUAUCCGGCCUGAUGCCUUCCAGGACCUGCAGAAUCUCUCACUGCUCUCCCUGUAUGACAACAAGAUCCAGAGUCUUGCCAAAGGGACCUUCACCUCCCUGCGGGCCAUUCAGACACUGCAUCUGGCCCAGAACCCUUUCAUCUGUGACUGUAACCUCAAGUGGCUGGCUGACUUUCUGCGCACAAAUCCCAUCGAGACGAGCGGGGCCCGCUGUGCCAGCCCCCGGCGCCUCGCCAAUAAGCGCAUUGGGCAGAUCAAGAGCAAGAAGUUCCGGUGCUCAGCCAAAGAGCAGUACUUCAUUCCAGGCACUGAGGAUUACCACCUGAACAGCGAGUGCAACAGCGAUGUCGUCUGUCCCCACAAGUGCCGCUGUGAAGCCAGCGUGGUGGAGUGCUCCAGCCUGAAGCUCACCAAGAUCCCUGAGCGCAUCCCUCAGUCCACGGCCGAGCUACGAUUGAACAACAAUGAGAUUUCCAUCCUGGAGGCCACUGGGAUGUUUAAAAAACUUACACAUCUGAAGAAAAUAAACCUGAGCAACAACAAGCUAUCAGAAAUUGAAGACGGGGCCUUCGAGGGUGCAGCCUCCGUGAGCGAGCUGCAUCUGACAGCCAACCAGCUAGAGUCCAUCCGGAGUGGCAUGUUCCGGGGGCUGGACGGCUUGAGGACCCUGAUGCUGCGGAACAACCGCAUCAGCUGUGUCCACAACGAGAGCUUCACGGGGCUGCGCAACGUCCGACUCCUCUCACUCUAUGACAACCAGAUCACCACCGUCUCCCCGGGGGCCUUUGACACCCUCCAGUCCCUCUCCACACUAAACCUCCUGGCCAACCCUUUCAACUGCAAUUGCCAGCUGGCCUGGCUGGGUGACUGGCUGCGGAAACGCAAGAUCGUGACAGGGAACCCACGAUGCCAGAACCCAGACUUCCUGCGGCAGAUCCCGCUGCAGGACGUGGCCUUCCCCGACUUCAGGUGUGAGGAAGGCCAGGAGGAGGUGGGCUGCCUGCCCCGCCCGCAGUGUCCCCAGGAGUGCUCCUGCCUGGACACGGUGGUCCGAUGCAGCAACAAGCACCUCCAGGCCCUGCCCAAGGGCAUCCCCAAGAAUGUCACAGAACUCUAUCUGGACGGGAACCAGUUCACUCUGGUUCCAGGACAGCUAUCCACCUUCAAGUACCUGCAGCUUGUGGACCUGAGUAACAACAAGAUCAGUUCCUUAAGCAAUUCCUCCUUCACCAACAUGAGCCAGCUGACCACUCUGAUCCUCAGUUACAACGCCCUCCGGUGCAUUCCUCCUCUGGCCUUCCAGGGCCUCCGCUCCCUGCGCCUGUUGUCCCUCCAUGGCAAUGACAUCUCCACCCUCCGAGAGGGCAUCUUCGCUGACGUGACCUCCCUGUCUCACCUGGCCAUUGGUGCCAACCCCCUGUACUGUGACUGCAGCCUCCGCUGGCUGUCUGGCUGGGUCAAGACUGGCUACAAGGAACCAGGCAUUGCCCGCUGUGCAGGACCCCCAGACAUGGAGGGCAAGCUGCUCCUCACCACUCCUGCCAAGAAGUUUGAAUGCCAAGGUCCUCCCACUCUGGCUGUCCAGGCCAAGUGUGAUCCCUGUGUGUCCAGCCCGUGCCAGAACCAGGGCACCUGUCACCAUGACCCCCUCGAGAUAUACAGGUGUGCCUGCCCCAGUGGCUACAAGGGCCGAGGCUGUGAGGUGUCCCUGGACAGUUGUUCUAGUGGCCCGUGUGAAAAUGGUGGGACCUGCCACUCACAGGAGGACGAGGACUCUGGCUUCACGUGUGCCUGUCCCACUGGCUUUGAAGGACCGACCUGUGGGGUGAACACGGAUGAUUGUGUGGAUCACGCCUGUGCCAAUGGGGGUGUCUGUGUGGAUGGCGUGGGCAGUUACACCUGCCAGUGCCCCCUGCAGUAUGAGGGAAGGGCCUGUGAGCAGCUGGUAGACUUGUGUUCCCCGGAUCUGAACCCGUGUCAACACGAGGCCCAGUGUGUGGGCACUCCAGACGGGCCCAGGUGUGAGUGUGCACCAGGUUACGCAGGUGACAACUGCAGUGAGAAUCAGGAUGACUGCAGGGACCAUCGCUGCCAGAAUGGAGCCCAGUGUGUGGAUGAAGUCAACAGCUACUCCUGUCUCUGUGCUGAGGGCUACAGUGGACAGCUCUGUGAGAUCCCUCCCCACCCGCCUGCCCCCAGGAGCCCCUGUGAGGGGACUGAGUGCCAGAAUGGGGCCAUCUGUGUGGACCAGGGCAGCAGGCCCGUGUGCCAGUGCCUCCCAGGCUUUGGUGGCCCCGAGUGUGAGAAGUUGCUCAGUGUCAACUUCGUGGAUCGGGACACUUACCUGCAGUUCACCGACCUGCAGAACUGGCCACGGGCCAACAUCACACUGCAGGUCUCCACGGCAGAAGACAACGGGAUCCUGCUGUACAAUGGGGACAAUGACCACAUUGCAGUUGAGCUGUACCAGGGCCACGUGCGGGUCAGCUAUGACCCAGGAAGCUAUCCCAGCUCUGCCAUCUACAGUGCUGAGACGAUAAAUGAUGGCCAGUUUCACACUGUUGAGCUGGUUGCCUUUGACCAGAUGGUGAAUCUCUCCAUUGAUGGUGGCAGUCCCAUGACCAUGGACAACUUUGGCAAACACUAUACACUCAACAGUGAGGCCCCCCUCUACGUGGGAGGGAUGCCCGUGGACGUGAACUCAGCGGCCUUCCGCCUAUGGCAGAUCCUCAAUGGCACCAGCUUCCAUGGCUGCAUCCGAAAUCUGUACAUCAACAAUGAGCUGCAGGACUUCACCAAGACACAGAUGAAGCCAGGAGUGGUGCCUGGCUGUGAGCCUUGCCGCAAGCUCUAUUGCCUGCAUGGCAUCUGCCAGCCCAAUGCCACCCCAGGGCCCAGAUGCCACUGUGAGGCCGGCUGGGGGGGCCUGCACUGUGACCAGCCAGUCGACGGGCCCUGCCACGGCCACAAGUGUGUCCAUGGGAAAUGUGUGCCUCUUGAUGCGCUCUCCUACAGCUGCCAGUGCCAGGAUGGGUACUCAGGGGCCCUGUGCAACCAGGCUGGGGUACCAGCAGAGCCCUGUGGGGGCCUGCAGUGCCUACACGGCCACUGCCAGGCCUCGGCCACCAAGGGGGCUCACUGUGUGUGUGACCCUGGCUUUUCGGGCGAGCUGUGUGAGCAAGAGUCCGAGUGCCGGGGGGACCCUGUCCGGGACUUUCACCAGGUCCAGAGGGGCUAUGCCAUCUGCCAGACCACACGCCCGCUGUCGUGGGUGGAGUGCCGGGGCUCGUGUCCGGGGCAGGGCUGCUGCCAGGGCCUUCGGCUGAAGCGGAGGAAGUUCACCUUUGAAUGCAGCGAUGGGACCUCUUUUGCUGAAGAGGUGGAGAAGCCCACCAAGUGUGGUUGUGCCCUCUGCGUGUAG